GUUUUUCUUUGAUUUCAGGUCGCCACAUUACGCCUGUCCUGAAGUUAUACGGGGGGAGAAGUAUGACGGGAGGAGAGCAGACGUGUGGAGCUGCGGGGUCAUCCUCUUCGCCCUCCUGGUGGGUGCCCUGCCUUUUGACCACGACAACCUACGGCAGCUGCUGGAAAAGGUGAAGAGUGGCGUGUUCCACAUGCCGCACUUCAUCCCGCCGGACUGCCAGUCGCUGCUCAAAGGCAUGAUAGAAGUUAACCCGGAGAAGAGGCUGACGCUAGAGGCCAUCCAGAAACAUUCCUGGUAUCAGGGCGGUCGUAACGAGCCGUGUCCCGAGCAGCCUCCCCCCCGGCGGGUGUGUGUGAGGAGGAUCCUCUCCCUGACCGAGCUGGACCCGGAUGUGUUGGAAAGCAUGCACUCUCUGGGAUGUUUCCGCGACAGAGUCAAGCUGACCCGUGAUUUGCAAUGUGAAGAAGAGAACCAGGAGAAGAUGAUCUACUACCUACUGCUGGACAGGAAGGAACGCUACCCGAGCUACGAAGAUGAGGACCUGCCUCCACGCAACGACGUUGACCCUCCUCGGAAGCGUGUCGACUCCCCCAUGCUGACGCGUCACGGUCGCUGUCGCCCAGAGAGGAAAAGUCUAGAAGUGCUCAGCGUUACGGAGCAGGGGUCUCCCACCCCACCCCGCAGGGCCCUCGACACGGCCGCACACAGUCAGAGGUCCCGCUCAGUCAGCGGAGCUUCAAGUGGUCUCUCCUCGAGUCCUCUCAGCAGUCCCAGGGUUACCCCCCAGGGCUCUCCGCUGCCCACACCGCUGGGCACCCCUGUUCACCAUCCCCACCACCCUUCCACCACCCCGCCCUCCUCUUCCUCAUCCUCAUCCUCGUCACGGGCAGAGGGAGGCGGGGGCGUGGGCUCGCUCUCGCUCACCCCUCCCUCCAGCCCAGGAGGGGGUGGCGGCAUGGCGGCCAGCAGCCCCGCCCACUGGAGGACUCGCCUCAACUCUUUCAAGAACAACUUGCUGGGGUCGCCGCGGUUCCACCGCCGUAAGUUACAAGUUCCCACGUCAGAGGACAUGUCCAGUCUGACGCCAGAAUCCAGCCCUGAGCUGGCCAAGAAGUCCUGGUUCGGGAAUUUCAUCGGUUUGGAGAAAGAGGAGCAGAUCUUCGUGGUGAUCCGAGACAAACCCUUGAGUUCUGUCAAAGCCGACAUUGUCCACGCUUUCCUGUCAAUCCCGUCGCUCAGCCACAGCGUCAUCUCCCAGACCAGUUUCCGGGCAGAGUACAAGUCCUCCGGCGGUCCCUCCGUCUUCCAGAAGCCCGUCAAGUUCCAAGUGGACAUUGCCUUCUCCGAGGGCGAGAGGGAGCGGGAAAGGGAGAGGAGCGAGAGGGAGGGGAGGAGGGAAACAGGAAUCUACAGCGUGACCUUCUCCCUCAUAUCAGGCCCGAGUCGCCGGUUCAGACGAGUGGUGGAGACGAUCCAAGCCCAGCUUCUCAGCUCUCAUGAUCAGCCACUGGUGCAAGCCCUAUGUGAUCCCUUCCCAGAUGAGAAGAACAGUCGUCCCCACGGGACCCCCACCCGCCAAAACUCGCGGCGCUCAGAGGGCGGGGGCGACAGGUGCGAGUGGGGUGACCGAGCAGACGGCGGAGGCAUAGGAGGCAGCGGAGGAGUCCUGCAGCGCAGAGGCUCGGCGAAGGAGAGAACCCGCCUCCUGUCCUCCAACGGAACCCAGUCCCAACCGUAGGAUAGAGAGCGAGACGACGCUGCAGGAUGCUUGAGCUGCACCACGAACCAGACAGUAAUAACUCCAUCUCCAAGUAUCCCUGCGAGCUACGAGCCACCCCUUAUUCUUCCUCGACCAAGUUACUGAGAGUGCUUAACUAUAGCGAGGACUGAUCCUUAUUCCCUCCCAUCUUGCAUUUUGUUUGCCAACAUAAUCUUGACGUUCUGGAUCGCCGUUAAUCCGACCAUUAAAAGAGGAACGAGUUUUGAGGAACCACCCUUUAAUUAAAAAAAACAAAAGGAGUCCGAGAAUGAGCAGUUUUGGUAUCCAUCCAUUAAAAAAUGUAGCUUCCCAGAUAAAACAAGAGUUUAGAAGAGCUGAUGUGCAUGCCAGCUAGCCAGUCGGUCCUCGAGCAGAUAGGUUAGUCUGUCGGGAUCCCAUCGGCUGACGGAUUCGGACACCCGAAAUUACUCCUUGGAUUAACGGUGGCGCUCCUGUCCCUGUCGAGCAACGUUGCAGAUGACGGUCCAUCUGGAGAGAGGCGUGGAUGCAGUGCAGCAUCAGAACUCUACGAGCCCGUUUACCCCAAGGUUGAGCUUUUCUCAUGAGAAACUGCAUCCUUGAGUUCCAGCAGCGGCUUUUGUGUGGAUCUAAAGAAAAAACCCAACAAGUAAGCUAAGUAAGUGAAUGUGAAAAAAACAAAAAAACGUAUUUUUUUAUUUCGUUUUUAUUUGUGUUAACGUAUUGGCUUUUGUCUGAGGAUGUCAGCAGCACAGUGACAUCGGCGGCAGCAGGAAGAGCCGCGCUGUCUGAACGUUGUUUACUGGCAAACAUCCGCUUGGUUUGUGUUUCCUUUUUACUCAGAGACGCUAUGAAACAAUUCAUCUACCAUUCUGCAUCGGACCCUCGUUGCUCUGGUUUGAACAAAUGUAUGAACAUUACUGGGUGGAGGGAGGGGGGUGGGGGUGUUGUUAAUAUGUGACUGUUUGGGCCCAGACUGAAUAAGAAGAGCAUUCCUGACCUUCGGAUGGAACAGAACGAACCGCUCAUCAGAAGCUUGUCUCCUAACGCCAUCAUAUUCACACUUGUAAAAAAACAAACAAACAGGAAACUCAUGAGUGGACAUUUUCACGCCGCUGGACUCACAAGGUUUGCACAGGACUUCAAAACAGGAAGCAGGCGUCCUCCCAUAAACCCCCAAAAAAAAAAGCCAAGCGGCCCCGUCGACGUGUCCGCGGUCGUCUCCAAGCGCGGCGUAGCAGCUCGGACGUCCACACAUUCCUCCAGCUCUCCGCCAGACCAGUCAGUGUUCUUCACCAGUCUUCCAUGCAGCGCAAUAUGCAACAAAGUGCAGGAGUUUUCGCCGUUAUUUAUCUAUUUAUUUGAUUUAAUUUAUUUAUUUAUUUCGGAGAUUUGCCAUGUAUUUGUCUACAAAAGUAUAUUCCGUGUCACAAACCCCACAAGCUUUGUCUAAAUCUCACGUUCCUCCUGCUUAUCUCUGCUGUGUGUGAGACGGACGUUUGACGGCUGAGCGAGAGUAAGAUUAAAACUGGGCAGCAGAGAUACUUUGAGCCGAACCCAACCUAAUCAUAUCAAGUGAACUAUUAAAGCCAAACCCUAGCUGGCACUCUGGGUUGUUUUAUUUUCGUUCUUUCUGUCCUCUCACACGAUUGACGUUUGCUUCACUCAUCCGUCUUUCUCUUCACCUCCCCGCCGUACGUACGCCCAUCAUCCCAAGAGAAAAUGUACAGAGUUGUUCGUCUCACCGUUGAUGCACACUUUUACGAUCGCUCACCUUGGUUUUGGGUUUCAUUUGUCAGAAUCACCUUCACUUUCAUUGACCCAGCCCUGGCUAAGAUUGUAAACUAUCCUCCAUUCAUAAGGGUCAGUAGAAUAAGGUGUUUAAAAAAAAGAAAAAAAAGAAGAAAGAAAUGUCUGUACCAUAAUUUAAAUAUAAAAAGUGCACUAUUAUUACUAUUGCCUGUGACAAAAGAACAAUUAUGAUUGAACUGAUGCUCAAAAUAAAGAGAGAUUCACAUUAUUGUUAUGGUGACAAUAAUAAACCCUAAAUUUAUA
This is a messenger RNA of Fundulus heteroclitus (mummichog), 3793 nucleotides long. RefSeq names its product serine/threonine-protein kinase BRSK2-like. The transcript has 14 exons. NCBI's taxonomy places the organism in Eukaryota, Metazoa, Chordata, Actinopteri, Cyprinodontiformes, Fundulidae. The coding region runs from base 191 to 1738 and encodes 515 amino acids. The record is from RefSeq and is a predicted model, not a curated record.